Molecule: messenger RNA, 6493 nt
Organism: Physcomitrium patens
Lineage: Eukaryota; Viridiplantae; Streptophyta; Bryopsida; Funariales; Funariaceae
Product: DNA-directed RNA polymerase IV subunit 1
Biological process (GO): DNA-templated transcription
Molecular function (GO): DNA-directed RNA polymerase activity; DNA binding
Source: RefSeq, a predicted model, not a curated record
AUAAGUGAGAGAGAGAGAGUGAAUCGACAUAUGCCUCUUCGUUGCACAGGAAAACGAAUCUUCUGUGUUUGAAGCUGUGGAAGCGUGUCGUAGGUCCAGAGCAGGGAACGGAAGAAAGUGCCUUGCAUGGAGAGCUUCGAUGAGUUUCUCCAUACACCUAUAUACAUUUAUGAUAUGUAUAUAUUGAGCAAGAGGGAGAGUGAAGACGAUGAUGCAUCAAUUCUCCUUGUUGUUGCGGAAUCCAGCACCAUCGACUACACUUUGAGUUCCAUUUCAAGGGCGCUAGAUGGUAGGUGUAUUGAGCUAUUACAACAACUGUUGAUUCUCAAAGUAAAGAGCGUGUGUUUGGGACGAGGAUAAGGGGGAGGGGAACUGGAGGGGAGCAGGAGGAAGAACAGAGCGGGAAACCGAGAGAGAGGGAGAGAGAGGGCGAGGGGGGAAGGAGGGAAGAGGAGGAACACACAGCCACACACAGGCGGCAGGAAGUAGGAGGAGGAGCAGGAGGAGAGGGGCCGUGCAAUGUUCUUGUUCUUCUUCACGGCCCUGCUGCUGCUGCUGCUUGCAGCCCUGGAGUAGCUGAAUGUGCAGAAGUGAGCGUCAUGAAUGCAAUAACGAUUGUUCUGUGUAGAAUGCCGUACGCAACAACCUUGGAAGGUAGUCAUCGUCGUAGCAGGAGGUUAAAAUCUCGAGAGGGAGGUAGGUGUUUGAAGGCGAAAUUGUUCGAGAUUGACUGCGUGAGAGGUGUUGGGAAUCGGUGUCGAUGAUUCUGGAGUGUUGAGGGGUUGCAGAGAGAGAGAGAGAGAGAGAGAGAGAGAGAGAGAGAGAGCGCGAGAGACGGAACAAUGUUGUGAAUUAGUGAAUUGGCUACACCUUGAGGACCAGCCAUCGGAAAUGUUCCGUGUGAUGAUAGUAAUUUGCGUGGACUAUUGCGGGCUGAGACUGUUGCAGGCGAACGAGAUGAGGUGGUCUCGAAUUGCGAAGAGGCGAUUAGUAAGCCUUGAGGAGAGUCGAUUGAUUGUGAUCGUUUGGUAAGGAUCGUGGGAGGCGAUUUUAUAGGCAAGGGAAUUAGACUGGUGUGGUAAGGAGUGGAGGAAUAAUAUUGAAACGGAGGUUGAGGGAGCGCGCGUGCGGUUCUGUUUCUCAAGGCUGAAAUUAUGGUGUGUCAACAAUGACGUUACUUGGAAGUGAAGCGGCGACGAGAUGGUCAGAAUUAUUAUUGAUGGAAGGGUGUUUCUUUUCAAAUGUGUGGGAAAUAAGUGGAAUUAUCUUCUAGUACUUAUUUCGUGUGCAGAUAUUACAAGGAUUUUUCCUGUGCAAGCCUCCGCGGUGUAUGUUCCAGAAAAUCUUCGAUCAUGGAGUUGCAGGAUCCCGAAGCUGGAGAGGCUCCUCUGGCAGAAGUAAUGGGUAUCCAAUUCGGUAUUCUUUCUGCGAAAGACAUCGUUACAUUGUCCGUGUUCGAGAGAGAGCACUCCAUUAUCACGGCCAAGGAUCUAUGGGACAGUCGCCUUGGGAUAUACAAUCUUCCAGGGAAUAAUAAUCACUGUCAAACUUGCGGAGCCAGAAAAGCCAGUGAUUGCGAUGGACAUUUUGGACACAUCACUCUACCUAUGCCGAUCUACCACCCUCUUCAUAUAUAUUUCUUGAAGAAACUGCUGAAUCAGAUAUGUCUCGUCUGCAAGAGAUUCAAAGAAAAGGAGUUCAAGAAAGGAACUUUUGAGGAACAAGCUACCUGGAUGGAGAUGAAGAGGCAGCUAAACAUUUCUGAAUUUUUGGACAUAGCAAGUAACUGGGAAACAGAUGCUACUAAGAAAGCUUAUGUUUUGAAGACUAAGUGCAAAAUUGAAGCAUUGAACUCGCAAGCAUUUGCCUUGAAGAGAAAUUGGGCGCACAUUUCCGAAAAGCUAACUAGAAAAUCACAGUUACUUAAUACUACAAGCUCGGAGAUCCUAAGCACGCAUGUAGCUUCAUACAUUGACUCCGCAUAUGCUGAUUAUUUGGUUGAGGAAUUAGAUUCAAGCGAGUCCUCCGAUGAUGGGAAGGCUUGCAAGUGGUGUGGAGCGAAUAUUAAGAAUCCCAAAGAUCGAUACCCAAAUCUAGUGGUUACUUUGUCCAAGAUGAAAGACAAUUCUUACGAGACUAUUGAAAUGAAAGCUUCUGUGAAGGAAGGAAAGCUACCUCUAGAUUACUGGAAUUUCGUUUGUGGAAAUCCAGAACGAGUAAAUAAUACCAGGCCCCUUCUACCUUUCGAGGCCUACAAUAUACUACAAUCUUUGUCGAAAAAGGUGAUACAAAAACUGGGCAUGGAUGAGUACGUUGCACGGCCUGAGGCCCUUAUUCUGCACUUCGUUCCUGUGCCACCCAGCGGAUCGCGGAUUACUGAGGUGGAUUUUGGGUCGUCUUUGCCUAGAACUCACAUGGAUAAGCAGCACAAGCUGCUGCAGCGACUCUCAUUUGAAGUCAAGCGAUUGCAAAGUUUAAGGACUGGCAUGCCAGAUUGGGCGACAACCAAGAACGAAGUCAUGGAGCUACAGCUUUUAGCUUCCUCCUACCUCACAGGUAGUAAGUGGGAGCAUGGUCUGAAUCCGAAGGCAUAUGAUGCAGUCGUCAAAAGUGAUGUUCAAAAAUCGGACAGAUACAUGAAGGGGCAUAUUUUAGCAAAGACCAACAAUUCCUCUGCACGAAUGAUAGUGGUUGGUGAUCCCUCUAUCAAGAUCGAGGAGAUAUUACUGCCCGUUUUCUUGGUUGAGCAGCUGACUAUUCCGGAGAAGGUCACGGCUUUUAAUAUUGAACGACUACAGCGAUACGUUGACAAUGGGCCUUAUGCAGACUUGUAUAAAACUGGUGCUGUGUUUCAUGACAGGCCUGGAAGAGAUCGAGUUCGACUUCAUAGUAGAUUGAAACGAAUGGUUGUUGAAAUUGGUGAUACUGUCCACCGUCAUAUUAAAGACGGUGAUUUGGUUAUUGUGAACAGGCCACCAUCGUUGACAAAGCAUGCGAUAAUGGCUAUGGAAGUACGUCUACAUCAUAGCUGUUCAUUAGCCAUCAACCCUCUGAUAUGUGCACCCUUCCAAGCGGAUUUUGAUGGUGAUUGCAUGCACCUAUUCGUGCCUCAGACUUCUGAGGCGCAUGCUGAAGCUCAUGAACUGCUGAAAGUGUCGAACCAGUUGAUAAACCCUCAAGGUGGUCAGUCAAAUAGUGCCUUGACUGAGGAUAGUCGGCUGGGUGCAUACUUGAUGACUAGCUCCUGCAUAUUUCUCAACAAGAUGGAGGUGAGCCAACUUUCAACCUCAAGCCUGGUAUCACUUCCUAUCCCUGCCAUAUUAAAAUCCCCCAAUAAGAGGGAGCCACUUUGGACUGGUCAGCAGUUGUAUAGCACAAUAUUACCUGAAGGAAUUUGCUACAAAGUAACGGAUAAGAAGUUUAGUACCGAUGUUGAAAGAGGGAUCUUAAUAAGUAAUGGUGAGCUUCUUGUCUGUAACGGAAAUUCCAACUGGUUGGGCGAUGCUUUUGACGCUCUUACAGCUGUCAUCCAUACGAGUCAGGGUCCAGCUGCAGCUCUUGUGUACCUUAAUCGUGCUCAAGAGCUUGCAAAUUUGUUCCUUAGAGAUCGAGGUUUCAGUGUUGGGCUACAGGAUUUUCAGCUAUCGAGAGACCGAAGCCAGUUGUUGAGGAGGAGGCUCGAAGAAGUGAGUAUAGGAAAUAGAGAAGCCCUUUUUCGGACACUUCUUAUGGACGAGCACGUGCAAAGGGAAGAGCUUAACAAGAAUCCGGCAAGUAAGAGGGGUCUUACAGCUGAAACUGAGUGCAUCAAAAGCAAAGGGUUAUAUCUUGGUGCUACGGGGAUUGUCAAGCAGGUGGAAGCCUUGGAUAAGGUUGCUGUCGAUAGGUUUCAAACCAAAUUCCGUGAAAGUACCAAACGUUUGGCAAAGGACUAUUGUAAAAGGAUGAACCCGCUACUAGUGAUGAUUAAUGCAGGAAGCAAAGGAUCAAUGAGCAAGUUGGUGCAGCAAACAAUAAGUGUUGGACUUCAGCUUUUUAAGGGAGAACAUCUGCUUCCUUUGAAUGUACCAGAUUUUUGUCAAAAACAACUUACAGAUGUAUCGACUUUAAGAGCCACUGAUUUUCUUCAAUUUGAGAGAAGAGUACCUUCGGCAAAUUUGUCUGGAUAUUGGGAAUCCAGAGGAAUUAUAACCAGCUCGUAUUUGGAUGGUUUAUCUCCACUCCAAUUCUUCAUACACACUUUAUCAUCACGGUAUGGUAUUAUGCGCUCAAAAGUGGAGGAGCCCAACUUACUGCUAAAGCGUCUACUUUUGUUCUUGCGUAAUCUGUAUGUGGAAUACGAUGGCUCUGUUCGAAGCUUAGAGGGCCAACAAAUCGUUCAAUUUAAGUAUGGAAGGUAUAUAGAAGGGCAAAGAGGUGCUAUUACCACUUUGGAAGGGCCGAAAAUUUGGUGUGAAGCAGGAGAACCUGUUGGCAUAUUGGCAGCUACCGCAAUCACAGAGCCUGCAUACCAGCUUAAGCUGGACUCACCACAUAAUGUUGGGGCAAAGGCAAUUGGACCUUUGGAUCUUAUUAAUGAGACUUUGAGUCCAAGCAACCCUUUAAAACUUAUAGACAGGCGUGUCCUCUUAAGAUUUCCUCUUGCUCUGAAGAGUCGACGUCAUGGCCAAGAGAACGGAGCCAUGAGAAUCCUUCAGCACCUGAAGCCUGUGAGUUUGAGUAUGGUGGCGACAACCACUAUGAUAGAAUACAGAAAAGCACAAACUGUAGUUGGAGAGCAUGGAAGGAGUUCACCAUGGGUCGGCCACAUUCGUCUUGGUGUGGUGAAGCUGAAAAUUUACCAACUGUUAGUAGCGGAUCUAGUAGGAAGCUUGGAGACGCAGUAUACAAAUUGCAAGUUCGCUUCCAGCCAUAGCUGUCAGUUUGGAUCAUCUGGAGUCACUCAAGAGCAACCGAAUCCAUGCAUUCAUUUUUUCGUGGACGAUUCGACGCUGGUGGCCACACUCGAUGAUAAGGAAUAUGACGAAGUCUUGUCAAAUUCAUUAGAAGUGAUGAAGAAUGUCAUUUUACCAAUCCUGCUGCGCACACCUAUAAAAGGUGAUGCGAGAAUUGAAUCAGUUAACUUGCUGUGGGAGGAUAUGGAGUGGAAUCCUAGAUGCACUAAGUAUCUUUCUUCCAAAAAGCCGUGCAAAAAUGGGACGGGAGAACUCGUCCUAGAGGUGACUGUCAAAAAGGAAUGUUGCAAAUCAAGAGGCAAGGCUUGGAAAAUUGUCACAGAGUCCUGCUUACCUAUAAUGCAGCUAUUAGAUUGGCAACGGUGCACGCCUUAUAGUAUUCAGGAAUUGAACCAUGUGUUUGGGUUGGAGGCAGCAAAAGGAGUUCUACUGCAGAGGCUUGAGUUAGCAAUCGCAGGAAUGGGAAAACCUGUGAAUCUGGAGCACUUGGAAUUGAUUGCAGAUACCAUGGUAACCUCGGGGAAGGUUAGCGGGGCAUCCUUAUCAGGUUACAAGGAUCUAUGCAAAACCAUCUCUCGGUCCGCUCCAUUCUCUACCGCAGCGUUCCUGAAUCCCAAGAACUCCUUUGUUGUGGCGGGUAGACAUGGGAUUAGCGAAACUAUGGAAGGAGCUCUAUCUUCAAGUGUCUGGGGAAAAGCUCCUUCUCUGGGUACUGGGUCAAAUUUUGAAUUUUUUUGGCAAGCUAAGGCAAGGGAAAGGGAGGUGUGCAAUAUACGAGAGGGUUUUGAUAUACACGAGUAUCUUGCAAAGCUAAAUUCCUCAGCACUUAAACCAUGUGAAGGUGUCCCGGUUCCUCAACAUCAUAAUGAAUCACAAUGUGUUAGCACUACAAUGAUACAAGGUCAUUGUGACAUGGUAAUGUCUCCUGACGAUUUUAAACUAAAGCAGACCAAUGAUGAACUUGAAAUACACUUGAGAUCGAAGGAGGACUUUCCUCAGGUCGGCAAUCAUAAUGGUGUCUUGAAACAACAGGCUAGUUCCCCGACACAUAUUUCUCAUCCUCCUGUGACGGAUCCGAUUCGUACAGAAGGUGCUGUUACUUCUAGGAGUGAGGCAUGUGAAGACAGCUCAUCUUUUCAUACACCGAAUGAGACGUUAGAACUGACACGUCAAGAUAGUUCUAAUUCUAGUCCCUGUUCAAGUUUUCGAAAGGAUCUGUUUCCUACACCAGUUUUGCACGAUGAUUCAGAGGGCGAUGAAACGAGUGGCAUUGUCUAACCUACUUCAAUUGAUGAAGUUGUGGUGAAUUCAUUUGCCACGAGAUUUGCGUAACGGUUUCAUCGGAAAAGUUAGGCUUGUUGUGCUCUAUAUCAAGGUUAGCUACUCCUUUGCUAUGUCGAAUUCUUGUAUAUCUCAGUGCCAACCUAGUCAUGUUGUCAUACUCGAUGCAUAAUAAAAUAGAAACAAAUUUUGGACCUACUCAAUCGAUUUGUUCUCAUCAGUUUGUCAUAAUGGAAAAUAUACCCUUCUUCUUGACC